Molecule: messenger RNA, 7790 nt
Organism: Malaya genurostris
Lineage: Eukaryota; Metazoa; Arthropoda; Insecta; Diptera; Culicidae
Product: probable Rho GTPase-activating protein CG5521
Exons: 7
Coding region: 367-6555 (2062 amino acids)
Biological process (GO): regulation of small GTPase mediated signal transduction; positive regulation of GTPase activity
Cellular component (GO): cytoplasm; nucleus
Molecular function (GO): GTPase activator activity
Source: RefSeq, a predicted model, not a curated record
AGCGACAGGUUGAUGUGUGCAAUAGUUUUCGUCUUACUUUAUUGUGUGUAUACUCGUGAAGUGAAACUUUUUCCGUUCUCCUCUUUGAUCAGCAAUUUUUCUCUGUUAUUGAUAAAGUAGUGUGGCAGCUCAUCAAAAUGUCAAUCGCGUUUUUUCGCAGAAACUUGUGUUCUUGAGAAAACGACAAAAAUUGGAGAAAAUCCCGUAACAUUCUGUGCGUAGUGUGGUGCUUUCGUGCAGCUGAUUGCAAAACAAUGAAAAACGCAGGCAACAUUCAGAAACAAAGUUAGUUUUAAGGAUGUGAAAGUCGAUAGUAUCAAAUUGAGGAACUUGCACACACCGUUCGAGGCAAAAAGUGAAGAGAAGAUGUUUACCAAAAAGUCUAACAUCGAUCUGAAAAAAUCGACGGCAAAGAUCCAGGAUAGUAAGAAGGAUUCCACGGCCCGAUUGCGACACCUGAAAACGAUCCUAGAACACGUGGACGGCGAAGAAGCUAAGAACCUGUUUGAAGCCAACUACAGCCAUGUCUACUACAUCCUAUAUGACACGUUUGUCCAGGCGGAGACCAAUCUACGACAGCGAGACCAAUCGUUUCACAUUGUCCACAAAACGCACCGCGAGGAACUGGACGGUUCGCUGUGGCUGCUGAGUAAAAUUCUCUGCCUGUUGCCGGAACUGAUCGCUCGUCGUUGGCAGGUCCACUCGCUCGGACGAAUACUAGCAAAACUGCUUCACUAUGGCAACAGUGUUAAACUGCGCCGGGAGGGCGUCCGGUACUUCCUGCUCUGGUAUCAAGCCCUCGGUGACAAUGCGCCACCCUUCGUGCAUGGUAUGUUCACCGAGUUAGUUCCCGGUUUGACGAUUCCUCAGAAGGGACGGAACGGCCCGUUGUCGUCGGAUUCGGAGUUCAUCGCCACGGAUGUUCUGAAUCAUCCGAACAUGAAGGGCGAACUGGGUGGCUCGGUGUUUCACGACACCGGUGCGCAUCCAGUCAAGUCACCGGAGAUUCAACCCGUUAUCCCACCGAGCUCUAACGAAAGGACGGCUGCCCCGGAUCCACGUGACGGUCUCGAGAUUAUGUUGGACUGUAUGGUUCAAUCCUGCGGGUGCCUUAAGUGGAGAGAUAACAACCCGCAGAAGCACAUCCGUACGUUCAACUUUUUGUUGACGAAAUUUCGGGAACAAUACCUUCCGGUAUUCUGUCCAAAUUUUGACUAUUCCACGUCAAUCUACGAACCGAAAAUUGAUCUGCCAGCGAUGCGUAACAUUUCAAAGCGAGAAGAAGUCAUGAGCUCUUGCAUAGUAGUGCUGGUUAUCUGGAUCGCCAAAUAUACUCAUGAAAGACACAUCAGCACAAAGCUGGAUAACGUACAAAUCGACGACGAAGUUGUUGGAGAAAAUGCAUCUCUGCUUUCGAAUCUGCGUCACAUGGGAUAUACGCAAACGCAGCUGGUCCGUGAUGUACUCUAUUCCAGCCGGGACACGAUCAACUUUGUCCACGAAAUUUACCGCCAGGCGUUCCUGAUGUCAUUCACAUCGAAGAGUCAAAUCGAAGCAAUGCGAAUUGCGAUAUCCGUCUACCGGGACUGGAUGAGUACGAUCCCUCCACCGCCGUUUCUGCUGGAACCGGACACCAGCGAGGCAUCACUGAGCGGUAGUUCCGGUGAGCUACAGCAAGGCGGCCGUCCCAACAGUCAACGGCUGCGAACCGAUUCCUAUCUGGGAGCAAUCAGCAAGGAGAAUGUGAUGAUUCGUGCUGGAUUGCAGAAUGUUCUGCAGGUUUUCGUCACCAACGCAGUAAAUGUGUUCAUGGUCAAUACGGCGCACCUUAAUAUCCACUUCCAGUCGAAGACGAACAGCGAUGGGUUUGCGACUCCCCUCGACGAGCAAACCGACAUCUGCAAGCGGGUGUUGAACAUCUAUCGGACGAUGGUGAUGAAAACACGCAUGGAAGGCAAGACCUGGGAGCAGUUGCUGUUAGUGUUGUUACAGGUAACAUCUGUAAUUCUGCAAAACUCUCCGCCGAAUGCAAAGAAAAACAAUCUCGGUGGUCGGUUGGCCCAACCCAUCUUUCAAACGUUGAUCGUCACCUGGAUUCGGGCCCACACGAAUGUGGUUGUGAACCCGGGAUUGUGGGAUAAAUUCUUGAAAGUGCUUUCCUCGCUGACCCACCGCGAAGAGCUGAUCGUUGAAUGGGACAAAACGAUGCAAACGCUAACGCGAGUUCUCGCCAGACAGGUGUACAAUAUAAAUCUGUCGGAUUUGCCGCUGGAUCGGCUGGCGGAACAGAAGGGUAAACGGAAACGUGGAACCCCGUCCAAUUGGACCCAAAGCUCGACAGUGAGCCAGAACGAAAAAUCGGACAGUUCGACGAUGCAGUGCAAUAGCAAUGGCAAAACUUCAAUGGACGAGACGGUAGGGGAGGACGUGAGGAUUACAGGUCACGGUCAUGUUGUGAGAAGUAUUCCGGGGACACCAUCUUUGAACAGGAGCUACAGCGAAGGAAGUUUGGCACCGUUUCGGAAGUCUCGCUCAAGGCGAAGAAUACGGGGAAAGAAUCAAACCCAGAAUCAACAGCACGUAACUUCACUUCCGAUGGCAGUCGAGCAUUCACUGAACCGCAUGCUGUCCAAUCAUUCUGGCGGUGGAUUGAGUAUUAGUAACGAAAAUUUGGAGGUAUCGAGGUUUUCCCAGUGCGACGAAUCGUUGAUGAUGGGGCCUCCGACCAUCAGAAGGGCUCUUUCGUUGGACUCCAUUCGCCCUUCACCGGGUAAAACUCGUGCAAUAGGAAAUGACAGUGACAGCUAUAGGUGUGGUUCCCGAAGUCCGUCACCGACGGCUUCAAGCGGAAUUGAGAGCGGUUCGAUUAAGGAUUCGCCUAUUCAAAUGGACGUGUUGACUGCUGACAGUUCAAGCAUUGACACCCAAGACGAGAACAGCGCAGUUUCACCUGACAGAAGGUCUAUUUUAGCCGGAGGAACAGCUCGGGGUUGGCUACCGGAUGUAGCGGCUGUUAUGUGGAGAAGAAUGCUUGGGGCCUUGGGCGAUGUUAACAAAAUCUUGAAUCCAAAAUUGCACGCUCAGGUAUUCCAGUACUUGGUAAACAUCACGGAAAGUUUAAUAAAAAUUCGAAUGAAUCAAGGAAUUUCGUUGGACGGUCAGAUAAACCCUACCCCUAUCAACCUUGUGCCACCGAUUGCACUUGUUGCACCAUGGUGCUACGGAGCUUUAACGCUCGAUGGCCAAUACGGACAAGGUAAACUCUACGCCAUGCAAUUGCUUUGUACAAUUGUUAAAGCAGGAGCAUCUUUGGGGAACAAUCAGCUUCCGUUGUUCUAUCACGCACUUCAUCAAGCACUUUCCGGCGAAGAUAGAGCGAUGGCCUAUACCGCUCUACGGUAUCUCGGCGGGCCACGGUUCCUGAGUUUACUGCUUCCGGGACAUUCGUUGCUUUUGUUGGAUCUGGUUCAUGCUUCAACGAUAGUUUUGACAUCUUCGGAAACUGGACCACAUGCACCGCGAUCCCAAGUGGCAGGUCUUCUGGGUUCCUUGCUGUGUUUCCCGAGAACAUCCCUCCCCGGUCCGGUUUUACAGCCUUCGGAACCCAACAUCGAUCUAAUGGAAUGUCCAGACCUGCAGGAACACGUUCUGAACAUUGUUCUUCGCUGUGCACGCCGUGAACCAACCGCCAAAGCUCGUUCCAUCGCAAUAGCAUCCCUCGGUCAGUGGAUACUUCAGAACCUUACCAAUCCGUCCGCAACGCUUGCUUCAACCGGAUCCGAAUCGAUUCCUUUCAAACAACGAAUUCCUCAGUACCAUUCCAGUUCGAAUUCGGUACGCGAAGAAAUUGUUUUCAGUCCACGUAUUCGGGAAGCUUUCCAAGUUAUCUUGCAGGCACUUCAAUUUAAGCAUCGCACAAUUGCACGGCUGGCAUCGGAAACUCUUAAACUGUGUGCCGAGCAGGGCAAACGUAUAGAACGUAUCGACCGCCUUCCACAACUGAUCAUCGAUACGAUCUGCCUAUCGCUGGAAAUUCAAAACGUUCCACACCCGAAGGAUUCAGACAAAACCGUACUAACUUCUCUGCUUUUGACGCUGGGGGAAUUUUGUAUGUCCUUCUCGGUGGACACACUUCAGCGACCCAAGAGCUCCGAGUCCGAGGAACCACUGAUACAGGUUGUGUUCAAGGCUCUCUACAAAAUCGCCAUGGGCGUCCACAACGGUGAGAGAAUUAAACUGUUCACUACCGACGAAGACUUCGACAUGACAAUCACCGUAGAUGACGUCCGCGAACAAAGUUCUGGCAUGGAAAUGUCCUAUCAAACUUCAGAAUCGAUUGCCAAUUGCCAGUCUGCGAUUCGAUUGUGUGCCAAAACGGUUGCAAUGCAUUUGAUUACCAAUCUAGGCCAUUUUCCCAUGGGUAUCGGUGCGACUAGGCUCAGCUCAAUGGUUGAUGAACAGGACGAUUUGACUGGCAUCAGUACAAGCACCCUACAGCGAGAGAACUCCUUGGGUAAUCGUGAUUCGAUAGAUCUGGGCGCUUCGCAAGUGUUGACAUCGCCAAACCUUCAGUUAUUGAUGUUAAGCUCUGAACUGGUGGCAAGUUUCAUUGAACUACCUGUACUGAAGUUACCGGGAGGUGGUGCCACUGCAGGACUUAUUACCGCCAAUCGACAGGUUCGAUUAUUGCUUCGAGACUUAAACGGAAAGGCUUGCUGGGACGCUUCGAUUCUGUAUAAGGAACCCAGCCCUACUGGUGAAGAUACCAGCAGACUACUGAAAGACUUUUCCCCUUCCACUGAAAGGCCAAACUCUACAUUCCCCUUCCGGUCAGAUGGAGGAUUUCCCCGAAUUCUUGCUGGAGCAGCGGCUUCGAUUGAUCCGAUGAUGUCAACUGUGGGGCUUCCGAUUGCUCCCCUUCGGCACACCCUACGACACAGACCGGUUCAUCAAUUACCGGUGGCUAAAGACUUGGCUCCUGAUCUCGACCAGUUGGACGAUCUACUGCAAUAUAUUGGAUAUACCAGUCCAGAGUGCUUGGAUGCCGGCGGAUCACCUUUGAACACCGCCGGACCAUCACCUCUCGGUCCUCCUUUGGAAGCACAAACCAUUUCCAUAAUAUUGAACCAACGGGCACUGGAAACAGAAUACAUUGCCCGACAAAACGCCACCGUAGGACUGUUAGGUGAGUCGCCUGCAUACAACCUUGGAGGAUCCGUAGCAUAUGCAUCAUUUAUAGACGAUAAUCAACCCGUCGUGCCGUUUGGAUCUAGUGGCACGUUGGCAGCUAGAUACAACACUACCACCACGGUAGAUCGAUCAUCGAUGAACUCAUCCAACGAAUCGAAAUCAUUCCAAUUCGGACGAAUCCUGUUCAGUCAGCUUGGACUGGCAGGUUGGGAACGUCGUAAGCGAACGCAUCUGCUUCAACGAACAGACAAACUUCUGCGUGAACUUCGUAACCUGGAUAAUCAAAAGUGUCGUGAAACGCACAAAAUGGCCGUAAUCUACGUCGCUAAUGGACAGGAGGAUAAGGGAAGUAUUCUAAGGAAUUCAUGCGGUAGUAGCACCUAUGAAAUGUUUGUAUCAGCCCUCGGCUGGGAGGUGGAACUCGAGUCACACAAUGGAUUUCUUGGAGGUUUACCGAGGCAAGGUUGCGGCCAGACUGCUCCGUACUAUGCAACUCCGUUUCUGGAGGUUAUCUACCAUGUCUCAACGCGAAUGCCGUCCGAUAGCUCGGAGGCCAUUCUGAACAAAACCCGUCACCUGGGCAAUGACGAGGUGCACAUUGUGUGGAGCGAACAUAAUCGCGACUACCGGCGAGAUAUUUUGCCGACGGAGUUCUGCGAUGUACUGAUCGUGAUUUAUCCCAUGAAAAGUGGACUGUUCCGGGUGACGAUCAACAAAAAACCGGACGUACCGUGGUUUGGUCCCCUGUCCGAUGAGAUGGUCGUCGGUGGUUCCUGCUUAGCAAGCUUAGUUCGUGCUUCCGCGAUCAACGCUAGCCGGGCGAAGAGAACUUCACUAUCGCUCUAUCAGCAUUACUAUGAGGAACGAAAUCGCUCACUAGAUACGGUUGCUAUGCGCCACAAGGAAAGUAAUACGUUUGAAGACUUCACCGCCCGGAUUUUCAGUCCGAUCCCACCGCAGGCAACCGUGACCGGGGGAGUUAGUGGAGGACCCGGCGCGACUAGUGGAUUGAGUAACGCCGGUGCUCCACUGGCAGCUGCACUCAUCGAUCAUCACAGCAGAACGUCAUCCAAGACUUGGAUCCACCAUCCCGAGAUGGUAGCGACAGCGCGCGAGGUCACCCAGCAAACCGUAAUGGCCUCGAUUUCCUUAGAUCAACCCUCACCACGUCCCCAUCGGAAGCUGCACCAUCCCUUUAAACCGGCGGUGACAAAACCACCGAAGACAGCACCGCCGCCAAUUCCAUCGACCGGUGGGCCGGUGUCAACGCUGACUCAGCAUUCUCACCAACAGCAGCAGUACACCUCCGGCACUGGUACUCCACCCGACAGUCCCACCUUCCCGGGGCGAUCCAAGUUCAAGUGAGACUGGUGGUAGCUUCUGGCCAGUACCAGUAGCGAAGAAGAUCUGUACAACGCCACCGAGCAAAAGCAGCAAACACUGCGAAGCCCUAUCAUGGAGAGGGUUGGUAUUUCCGUUUGCUUCUGUGGAAAAUAAUUCCAUGCUGUUUGCUUGCGUAUUCAAACGGUACUACCAACCUUUCCCUCCAGCUGAUAAAUGAAGAUGUAGCUUUAAAAUUAUAAAGAAAUAUUUAUUGCUGAUAGGCACCGCGAUUAAAAAUAAUCAAAACAAGUAUGAGAACCUACAGAAUUGUGAGAUAAAAGCGUCCAUUUAUAUAACUAUUAUUAAUAUAUUUUUGUCUCUUGUUUGUUUGAUUUUAUAACUCAUUUUUAAAGUUGUUGUAUUUAAUUUAACCAUUAAUUGCGAAGGGAAAUUUUCCUGAACGUCCCUAUUAUAGUUGGUAGCUUACUCAGACCUGUUGUCUUCGUUUCAGAUACCUGAUAAAGAAGUACUGACUGGUUAACGCACUGUAAUACAUCAUAUAAUGAUCACCUUUUUUAAAAAUAAAAACUUAAAACAUUCGGCAUUGUGCGUGUGCACAUGCUAAUGAGCGCUGCGCUGGCACUUAUUCUCUCCACUGGAAAAGUAUUGUUAAAUUAUGGCUUAUUUAUUAUCAUUGUUUCCCACGAUCAGUCAGGAGAGUAAGAAAAAAACAAACACUUCCGGAUGGGGCACAACACUAAUGUAACCAACAGAAUCACUUUGAUUCCAUUUCUCCUUUAAUCGUUAUUUAUUAAUAAUAAUUAAAAAAAACCUAAAUUAUGUGACACAACCGAACAUGUUUUCCUUUUUCUAUUGAUUAAACCUUAGAGUAAGAUCGUUAAAAAUACAGAAUAUUGACGUAAGAAUAAGAAGACCGUCUUAACGGACAAAAGAAAUUGGUAACAGGAUGUAGGCAUAGAGACAUUUUUGAUACGAAAGCAAAACGAAUGUUUACAGAUAGAUAGAAUCAGAGGUGAGCUCGAACGGGCGGCGGCUACUCAAUAACAAGGAGACUGGAACAGAGUGUGAGAGUAUUUCGAACGGCUUAGAAAGUAACCAGUUUCGAAUGUUUUUUUUUGUUUGUUUUAUUCUUCACGAACUACCAGCCAAAUCUUGUACUGAUCAAAGACGUAUGUUAGGAUGCAUUUCAAGAACUAAACAUUUACAAAAAUAACUCAAUAAAACAGCAAAUAAAUAUGCUAGUGACGGUUGUUUCA